This is a messenger RNA of Eptesicus fuscus (big brown bat), 2823 nucleotides long. RefSeq names its product origin recognition complex subunit 2 (gene ORC2). Bases 316 to 2055 code for a protein of 579 amino acids. Gene Ontology annotation, cellular component: nuclear origin of replication recognition complex; nucleus. The transcript is spliced from 18 exons. Lineage: Eukaryota; Metazoa; Chordata; Mammalia; Chiroptera; Vespertilionidae. The record is from RefSeq and is a predicted model, not a curated record. Gene Ontology annotation, biological process: DNA replication. Gene Ontology annotation, molecular function: DNA replication origin binding.
GGAGCAGGGCGGGAGAUUCGGUGUGCCCCAGCGGCGCUCCCAUCCCCCGCCCGUGUCUGGGGGUUUGGUCCUGGACCCCGCGACCCGCCUCCGGCUCCUCGCGCCAGAAUUCUGCCUGCCCCGCGGGCCGAAGCUGCCUUCCCUGCCGCGGGGAGGCGUCCGGCAGGCGCGAGGCGGCCGAGCCGCGCCGGCGGAGACAGCGGGGCGUCGUGGGCGCCGCGCAGCCCGCCUUCCUCCUGCUCCGCUCCCUGCGGGAGAGGUGACAGCCCCUGAAUUUUCCACCUGCAGAAUGUGUAGUGCCUUUAAAGGUUGGCAAUGAUGAAUAAAUUGGAGUUAAAGGAAGACAAAGUGCUGGAGGUUCGGUUUGUGGGAGAUGAUGAUGUUCUUAAUCACAUUCUUGAUAGAGAAGGAGGUAGAGCUAAAUUUAAAAAGGAGCGACCUCAACUUUUGGUCAACACAAAAAAAAUAAUAAAGAAACCGGAAUAUGAUUUGGAGGAAGAUGGCAUGGAAGUCUUAAAAGAUAAGAACUAUGUGGAAGUUUUAGGACGAGAUGUUCAAGAAUCUUUGAAAAAUGGCUCUGCUACCGUUGGUGGGAAUAAAGUUUAUUCUUUUCAGAAUAGGAAACACCCUGAAAAGAUGGCUAAAUUAGCUUCAGAACUAGCAAAAACACCAAGGAAAAAUGUGUCAUGCAGUUUGAAGAAUGAUCCUGAAAUUUUGACAAGCAUUCCUCAAUGUAGUAAGGGGAAUUCGACUUCAGAUGAAGUUCAGUUGAAGAACAAUGAUAAAAGUGAAUUUAUGCCAACAGCAACUCGUGUUCUAAGGAAAAGAUUAAUAGUCCCAAGAUCUCACUCUGACAGCGAAAGUGAAUAUUCUGCUUCCAACUCAGAGGACGAUGAAGAGGUUGCACAAGAAUUUGAAGAGGACACUAAUAAAGUCAUAUUGAGCCCGAAGACUCAAGCUCAGAAUAGAGUAGUUUCAGCUCCUGUUUACAAAGCAACACCUUCUAAGAAAAUGAAAAGAGAUAAAACAAGUGACUUAGUGGAAGAAUAUUUUGAAGCUCAUAGCAGUUCAAAAGUUUUAACCUCUGAUAGAACACUGCAGAAAUUGAAGAAAGCUAAACUGGAUCAGCAAACUUUGCAUAACUUAUUGAGCAAGGUUUCUCCUUCCUUUUCUGCUGAACUUAAACAACUAAAUCAACAAUAUGAACAAUUGUUUCAUAAAUGGAUGUUGCAGUUACACCUGGGGUUCAACAUUGUGCUUUAUGGUUUGGGUUCUAAGAGAGAUCUACUAGAAAGGUUUCGAGCCACCAUGCUGCAAGAUUCCAUUCAUAUUGUCAUCAAUGGUUUCUUUCCUGGAAUCAGUGUGAAAUCUAUCCUGAAUUCUAUAACAGAAGAAGUCCUCGAUCAUAUGGGUACUUUCCGAAACAUACUGGAUCAACUAGAUUGGAUAAUAAACAAAUUUAAAGAAGAUUCUUCUUUAGAACUCUUCCUUCUUAUCCACAAUCUGGAUAGCCAAAUGUUGAGAGGAGACAAAAGCCAGCAAAUUAUUGCACAGUUGUCAUCUUUACGUAACAUAUAUCUUAUAGCAUCUAUUGAUCACCUCAAUGCUCCUCUCAUGUGGGAUCAUGUAAAGCAGAGUCUUUAUAACUGGCUCUGGUAUGAAACGACUACAUAUAGUCCUUAUACUGAAGAAACCUCCUAUGAGAAUUCUCUUCUCGUUAAACAGUCUGGAUCACUACCACUUAGUUCCCUAACUCAUGUCUCACGAAGCCUUACCCCUAAUGCAAGGGGGAUUUUCAGGCUACUAAUCAAGUAUCAGCUGGAUAACCAGGAUAACCCUUCUUACCUAGGACUUUCUUUUCAAGAUUUUUACCAGCAGUGUCGGGAGGCAUUCCUUGUCAAUAGUGAUCUGACACUUCGGGCCCAGUUAACGGAAUUUAGGGACCACAAGCUUAUAAGAACCAAGAAGGGAACUGAUGGAGUGGAAUAUUUAUUCAUUCCUAUUGACAAUGAAACGUUGUCGGAGUUCCUGGAAAAGGAGGAGGAGGAGUCGUGAAGCUCUCCUUGGCUCCUGGCUAUUCUGUGGAAGGUUGUACUCCGGCUGCCUCGCCUCCAGUCUCAACUGUGUUUACAUCCAACACCAGACUCUUUCCAUUGAACAAGAUUUAAAAUUGGGAGGGGGAUGUCAUGAAGUAGAACCUUGAUUAGCCUGGCUAAUUAUUUCCGUCUCUAGUACUAUGAGAUUGGUCCUCAAGUUGGAGAAAAUGUGCCUUUCAUUCAUUACCUCUCUGGAGAUUCUUGCUGGAGUGAACAGUGUGCUCAGGGACUAUUUGGAACUGGAUGCUUUUAAUUUUUAUAUUAGAGGUGGUACGACUCCUGAUUCUCUAAGGGCCUUUUAACACUCCGGGCUCCUUGUUCCAGCGUGCGGAAGUACAGACACGCAUCACACAGGUCUGUUUUGCUGGUUGCUCUGAGUGUCAGAGCUGGUAAGUGAGAUGGAGAAGACUGACUGUUUCUGAACUGGCUUAACGAAAGGUAUAAAACGGGAAAACUAGGUGAUCCAGCUUUCUCCUGUAGGAUUUAAACCACAUACUGGGUGGAGGCGGGGGUGCAUGACACUUUUCAGUUGGGAGAGUGGGAAAAGCAUAACAGGUAUAUAGGGUGUAUACCCAGCCUAGAAAGCACAUGAAAAAUAUGAAACAGUUAAUGUUUGUGCCAUCAUCUUCACGAUACAAGUGAGAAGCCAGGCUAGAGAAGUACACUUCUAAGUUUUUUAGUCUUUAUUUUCAAGACAACAGAAAAUAAAAAUUUAAGUAUUCUUGUA